Molecule: messenger RNA, 1386 nt
Organism: Humulus lupulus (European hop)
Lineage: Eukaryota; Viridiplantae; Streptophyta; Magnoliopsida; Rosales; Cannabaceae
Product: protein FAR1-RELATED SEQUENCE 5-like
Exons: 6
Coding region: 1-1386 (461 amino acids)
Molecular function (GO): zinc ion binding
Source: RefSeq, a predicted model, not a curated record
AUGGCAAAGGAAAAAGCAUUGGAGGCAUUACAAGGAUCUACUGAUGAGUCAUAUGCUCUAUUGCCAUCAUAUCUCCAUGCUCUAAAGUCUUCUAAUCCUAGCUCAGUGGUUGAUUAUCAAACUGAUGAUGAAGGCAGAUUCUUGUAUAUGUUCAUGGCAUUUGGAGCUUCCCUUCAAGGAUGGAAGUAUUGUAGGCCAGUCAUAUCAGUUGACGGAACAUUUUUAACAGCUAAAUUUGCAGGAACAUUGUUCAUGGCAUGUGCCAUGGAUGCCAAUAAUCAUAUAUUCCCAAUAGGUUUUGGCAUCAGAGAUUCUGAGAAUGAUUCUUCUUGGAUUUGGUUUUUCCAAAGAUUAAGAGGUGCAUUAGGAUCUCGAGAUAAUCUGGUUAUUGUUUCAGACAGACACAGGAGUAUUGAGAAUGCAAUAUCUACUGUGUAUCCAGAUGCAGAACAUGUCUUAUGCACCUAUCAUUUGUUGAACAACCUAAAAUCUGCAUUGAAGUUCAAGGGCCAUGAUGUGCUAUUUGAGAAUUGUUCAAGAGCUUAUUUAAAUAUUGACUUUGAGUUUUAUAUGCGCCAAAUGGAGUCAAUCAAACCAAGAAUUCGUGAAUAUCUUCUUCAAGUUGGAUACGAGAAAUGGGCUAGAUCAUAUUCUACUAGAAGAAGAUACACCAUUAUGACCUCAAAUAUAUCUGAAAGCUUAAAUUCUGUUUGGAAAGAAGCUAGAGACUUUCCUGAAAUAUACAAGAUGCAGCAAAAAGUAUUGCUUAUUUUAUUUGUUAAACUAGAAAAAAAAAAUUAUAAAGUUUAUGUUGUAGCUUUAUUGGAAAAUUUAAGGCAAAAUGUUCAAAAUUGGUUUGAUACACGUUGUUUGGAAGCAGCAAGCACAUUUACAAGGUUGUCAAAAUGGGCAGAAGACCAGCUUGUUGAGCAAAAUCGUCUAGGUAGAACUAUGAAUGUAUACUCUAUUGGUCAUCAAAUUUACCAAGUUGUUGAUGGUAACUUAGAAUUUGUUGUUGAAAUUCUAAAGCGCAGUUGCACUUGUCGCAAGUGGGACUUAGAUGAAAUCCCUUGCUCGCAUGCAUGUGCUGCCAUAAGAAAAGAUGUUUUUGUGAGCACAUAUAAUGGAAUAAUCCAUUCAGUGGGAAGUCAAAAGUUUUGGGAUAUUCCUGAUAUUGUCAAAGAUCAUGUUGUGCUGCCACCCAUUGUAAGGAGAAGAGCUGGCAGACCAAAAAAGAAGAGGAUUCCUUCAGUUGGUGAAAAAAGGAGGCAAAUCAAGUGUGGUAGGUGCAAUGAAAAUGGACACAAUCAUAAAAGAUGUAGAAAUGCUAUUCAUGUGAAGAUGAAAUCUAUGAAGAGGUUGAAAUCUUGUGUUCAUCCUCAUUAA